AUGGAGGGUUCAACGCUGACACAGAGGAGGGCUGAGUGUCAGUUGAAGGAAAGGGUGAUCCAGACAGACUACGUGAUGGAGCUGGGAGUCAGGUUGGCUCUGGUGUGGCAGAUCCAGAGGGAGCAGGAGAAGGAAAUGAAGAGGAUUUGGUUUGAGACGAGGAAAAUGCCAAGCCUGAUUGAGGAGAAUGUGAGAGAUGUGACAAACCGUCCACUCACUGAGUUCAUGGCUCCCUGUAUUGACUCCCUCCCACCACUGGCUUUCACCAAUCGGAGGCCUAUACCAACCAUGUUACAUCCCCCCUCUCAAUUGGCCAUACGCGCUCAGGAGGCACAGCGGUUCAUUGUAUUUUCAUACUUUGUCCCUGCUGAGUGCCCAGUUGCCACAGAGGCCACUGCAGAUGUACGUACUGGUAAAAGAGAGGACUUAUCGACAGAUACACAUCUUUCCUCAAUGCUGCAUCGAUACCUGCCACACUUCUUUAACGAUGACUCCAUGCCACCACAGCAGACAUUAGAGGGAACCACUGAGGUCUCAGUUGCUCCAGUGGCAAAAUCUAAUAUCAAGGAAGAGGACAGAUUCUAUCCUUUCUCCCUCCCACCACUGGCUCAGCGGUUCAUUGGCAAAUCAUUCAAUGUCCCGGAAACCUCCCAGCCUGCUGUUUUAGCCACAGAGUACCGAGUUGCCAAAGAGGCUACUGCAGGCACGGCCACUGUCAAGAGAGAGAACCGAUGGGCAGCUAGAAGUCUUCUUUCAGUGCUGACUCCAUGCCUGCCAUCAGUCUUUGACGGUGACUUCAUGCCACCAGAGCAGACAGUAGAGGAUGCCUAUGAGGUCUCAGGUGCUACAGAGAACACUUCAGGAGAAAAAGAGGACGCCAAUGAGUCCUCCCUUGCCACAGAGAUCACUGUAGGCACAUCCAUUGUCCAGGGAGAGGACCUGUUGGGUGAUAAAAGCCCUGCUCCAAGGCUGCCUCCAAGCUUGUCACACAUUUUGGACAAUGACCAUAAGCAGCCAGAGGAGACGAUAGUUGCGAGGGAAGCAGCUGUUUCCGUGUCCACUGUCUUCCAAGAGGAGUUUUUGGAUAGAGAGAAUCCAUCAGCAGCUACACGUCUUCCCUCAGUGCUGCCUUCAAGUCUGCCACUUGUCUUUGACAAUGACUACAAACUGCCAGAGGAGGCAGUAGAGGGCACCAGCAAGUGUCCAGUUGCCAGUGAAGCAGCCGCUUCCGUGUCCACUGUCCUCCAAGAGGAGUUUUUGGCUGGUAAAAGUCCUCCUGCACCCGCAGCACUGCCUCUAAGGCUGCCCUGUACCCACAGCAUUGACCACAAACAGCUAUGGGAGACAGUUGAGGACAACACAGAGCGCUUAGUUGACACAGAGGAAAGUGCAGUUUCAUCCACUGUCAAGAGAGAGGAACUGAUAGGUGAUAAAAACCCUGUCCUAGCACUUCAUCCAAGCCUGGCAUGCAUCCAUGACAAAGACCACAAUGAUCCAAAUCAGAAAGGGAGGGGCACUACUAAGGAGGUGUAUCUCUGCCCUCACGCUCACCAGCUGGACCCAGAUGCUAACUUAACUCUGUCAACCCACAAUGAUGAACCCAGGACCUGGACCUUGGAAGAGACAAAGGAUUAUAGGAUAGGCAUUGACAUUGAGAGUGAAGAGAGGAGCGUCCAGGAGGAGGUGAGACCGAGGGAGGGGUUGAAGUGUGAUGCGGACUGUGCCCAUUCCAAGAGCUCCAAUGGGAUGGUUUCAUCAGAGAGAGCAGAGACCAUCCUGGGAAGAGUGGGCUUUCUGGUCAGGAACCACAUGCAGAAAAUCCCAUUUUUGAAGAUGGAGGAAAAAGAGGAAUGUAAGAAACUGAAUAAGAAGUUGAAAGAUGACGAGAAAGAGAGAAAGGAGAUGAAAAACAAGGAGGAGGAGCAAAAAAAGAGGGAGAAGAAAGAGAUGAAAGAGAGAGAGAAAGAGCAGAAGAAAGUCAUGAAGGCUGAGAAAAAGAGGGAGAAGUUAGAACAGAAAAAGAGAGAGAAGGAAAGAAAAGAGGAGGACAAGGCAGAGAAAAAGAGGUUAGAGGGGCUGAUGAAGAUACAUAAUGACAUGAUGAAAGACAGGAUUAAGAAAGAGAAGAAGUGUUCUGAGGAGCUGAAAAAGAGAAAGAAAGCUCAAGCUGAGUUCCUGGAGAUGGAGAGAAAGAUUCAAGAAAAGGAGGAGAAGAAGAGAGAAAAGAUGAGGAAAGAGGAGAGGAAGAGACUGGAGAAGAAGAAAAAGAGUGAGCCAGUUGGAGGUGGAACUGAGAGGGUGAUAGAAGAGCAGGGAAGGGAUGAAAGUUUGAAGAUGGAUGAGUAGACUGGUUAAUAGAGAGAUAGAGCAGGGAGGAAUACUGUAUU
Molecule: messenger RNA, 2387 nt
Organism: Salmo salar (Atlantic salmon)
Lineage: Eukaryota; Metazoa; Chordata; Actinopteri; Salmoniformes; Salmonidae
Source: RefSeq, a predicted model, not a curated record